CGCCGCCGGGAGCGCGCCUGCCCGCGGAGCGUGUCCGCGGCGGGCGGCGGCGGCGGGCGGAGCGGGGCGGCCAUGGCGAAGCACACCGUGUCCUCGGCGCGGUUCCGCCGCGUCGAUGUCGACGAGUACGACGAGAACAAAUUCGUGGAUGAGGAGGAUGGAGGCGACGGGCAAGCGGGGCCCGAUGAGGGCGAGGUGGAUUCGUGCCUGCGGCAAGGGAACAUGAUGGCUGCACUACAGGCGGCUCUGAAGAACCCUCCCAUCAACACAAAGAACCAGGCAGUGAAGGACCGUGCAGAAAGCAUUGUCCUGAAGGUCCUCAUCUCCUUCAAAGCCAACGACAUUGAGAAGGCAGUGCAGUCACUGGACAAGAACGGGGUUGACCUGCUGAUGAAGUACAUCUACAAAGGCUUUGAGAGCCCCUCUGAUAACAGCAGCGCCGUGCUGCUGCAGUGGCACGAGAAGGCACUGGCUGCUGGCGGAGUGGGGUCCAUCGUGCGCGUUCUGACUGCCAGGAAGACGGUUUAAAUCCAGCAGCGAGCAGCUGCCUGCCCCCCAGGGCCUGGGAAGUGCUGGUGCAACCCCCCAACCACCCAAUGCCGUUGGCACCCCCCGGGCAGUGCCUGUCUCUCAGCUUGCCUUCUCGCUGCAGCUUUCGUACCCGACCAGUAACGCAUAUCGUGAUCUCUCUCUGUUGUGUGUUUGGUUCAAGUCUGGAAAACGAUGAAGGUGCAAUUUUGUUUCUAACAGGAAUAUUUGGUACUGGCAAACAUUUCAGUGACAGCGUCCAGCGACGUACACAGCUUUGUCUUUAGGGUGAUUGGCAGUUCUGUGUCAUUGUGGCCGAUUUCAACCUGACUUCCCAAGCAAGUGCUGUUGGACUGAGGGCAAUGUCUUAAUUCUCUCUGCUAGCCAAGCAGUGUUUUGCCCUAAGAUCUACAUUUGAGAAGUGAGGCAGCUAUUAAUAUAGGUAAUGGGACCACGCUUCCUUUGGUCAACCUCUGAACCUACAGCCUUGAACAGGACAGCAAGCAAAAACUCCUUUUUGACCCCAAUUAUCAUUCCAGAGAGCUGAGUAUUUUCCUUACCCUCGCAUUUCACAGCCUGCUCAGGUGUUCCUUGUGAUCAGUCAGGUGCCAGGUCCGCAGCAGGGAGGUCAUAAAGUUGUCCAUCAUGCAGUUGGAACUUUAGAAGGCUGAUGGUCCAUUUAUGCUGGAGCCCAGCCCUGUGGGAGCAAAGAUGCUGAAAAGAAAGAUAAGCAGCUUUCACACAGCAAAUCCCCUUUCAGCAACUUGAAAGGGCCUUGAGUUUUGUCAAGCACAAUGAAGUGGCUGCUUGGGGCAGUCUGAGAAACACUUGCUGGUGUCCAAUCUAGCCUUGCAGAGCUCCCCUGUUUUGUUUCCUAGUGUCUUAAGGGACACCAGAGACUUCACUUUCCUGUUGGGCUGGGCCACAGUGUGCUAGCCAGUGAGCAAAUCAGGUUCCAAACUACAGAGGAGUACCUCACAAAGAGUUGAGAAAGACCAGGACAUCCCAGACAUCAGAUCACUGUUGAUGGUUUAGGGCCAGGACUGAAACACAUCUUUUCCAUUCACCAUUUUACUGCAAGGGAACUUGUGAACUCUUUGCUGUUUUUUGAUACUUGCCUUUUGUUGGUUUGGUUUUGUAAAAAUAACAAAGCCCAGACAAUAAAUCGUCGCUGAAUAUUU
Pogoniulus pusillus (Red-fronted tinkerbird) is the source of this 1709-nucleotide messenger RNA. RefSeq names its product actin related protein 2/3 complex subunit 5 (gene ARPC5). The coding region runs from base 73 to 528 and encodes 151 amino acids. The transcript has 4 exons. Lineage: Eukaryota; Metazoa; Chordata; Aves; Piciformes; Lybiidae. Gene Ontology annotation, cellular component: Arp2/3 protein complex; cytoplasm; actin cytoskeleton. Gene Ontology annotation, biological process: cell migration; Arp2/3 complex-mediated actin nucleation; regulation of actin filament polymerization. The record is from RefSeq and is a predicted model, not a curated record. Gene Ontology annotation, molecular function: actin filament binding.